This is a messenger RNA of Pistacia vera, 1258 nucleotides long. RefSeq names its product BAG family molecular chaperone regulator 1. Gene Ontology annotation, biological process: protein stabilization. The record is from RefSeq and is a predicted model, not a curated record. Gene Ontology annotation, cellular component: cytoplasm. The coding region runs from base 1 to 1059 and encodes 352 amino acids. The transcript is spliced from 4 exons. Lineage: Eukaryota; Viridiplantae; Streptophyta; Magnoliopsida; Sapindales; Anacardiaceae. Gene Ontology annotation, molecular function: protein-folding chaperone binding; adenyl-nucleotide exchange factor activity.
AUGAUGAGGAUGAAGACUAAAACCACAGGACUGUCACCUUCCUCGAUGACGAAUGGUAGCUCAGCUGGUGGAGCACCUGUGCCUCUUCAUGAAUGGGAACUAAGACCAGGUGGAAUGCUUGUACAGAAACGAAAUCCGGAUUCUGAUCGGGCCUCCGCUCCGCCACCGACAAUUAGAGUUCGGGUCAAAUACGGGUCUGUUUACCAUGAAAUGCAUAUCAGUUCUCAAGCUACAUUUGGGGAGUUGAAGAAGAUGUUGAGUGGACCAACAGGGUUGCACCACCAGGAUCAAAAGCUGAUAUAUAAAGAUAAAGAGAGAGAUUCAAAAACGUUUCUUGACAUGGCGGGUGUGAAGGACCGAUCGAAAAUUGUGCUUGUUGAGGACCCUAUUAGUCAAGAGAAACGUUUACUUGAGAUGAGAAAGAAUGCCAAGAUGGAGAAGGCUUCAAAAUCUAUCUCCGAAAUUAGCCUGGAAGUUGACCGUCUGGCAGGACAGGUGUCGGCUCUUGAAUCGAUAAUUACUAAAGGAGGGAAAGUGGCCGAAAAAGAUGUUCUUGGUGUAAUUGAGUUGUUGAUGAAUCAAUUGCUUAAAUUAGAUGGUAUUAUGGGUGAUGGAGAUGUAAAAUUGCAGAGAAAAAUGCAGGUGAGAAGAGUGCAAAAGUAUGUUGAAACUCUGGAUAUGUUGAAGAUUAAAAACUCUAUGCCAAGUAGCAAUGGAGUUCAAACACCAAUGCAGAAUCAACAAAAGCAUUCAAAUGGUCAAAGACUAACACCAAUUCAGGAGCAGGCACCAAGGCGUUCCAAUGGGCAUAGCCUAGAGCCAAUUCAAGAGCAUCAAGCUAGGCAUUCGUUUGAGCAUUUGGCAAUAAACGAGCAACACCAGCAUCAACAACAUCAACAAUCAAGGCAUUCAACAUCAGGACCCGUUGUCGUGACCACGAAAUGGGAGACCUUUGAUUCCAGCCCAGCAUUGCUGCCAGUCCCCUCAACGUCCACAUCUACACCUGUCACCAAUAAUAAUUCAACCCAACCUAAGUUCCCUUGGGAAUUCUUUGACUAAGGCCUAUGCCACGUAUUUGUUCUUUCCGUGUGUGGAUGUGCUUUGGGUUUGUCUCUCAAGUUGGUUUGCCAUCUGUUCUUCAUUCUUUUCUGUAUUUAGAUUCUGUUAGCACCCCCUUUAAUCUGUUAUUCAGUUCACCAGAAAUAAACGGGGUUACUACAAUAGUGAUUAGUAUGAGAAAUAUUACUCUGUUUCAUUA